This is a messenger RNA of Exophiala oligosperma, 1991 nucleotides long. RefSeq lists its product as uncharacterized. Gene Ontology annotation, molecular function: nucleobase transmembrane transporter activity. Gene Ontology annotation, biological process: transmembrane transport; nucleobase transport. The record is from RefSeq and is a predicted model, not a curated record. Bases 266 to 1933 code for a protein of 555 amino acids. Gene Ontology annotation, cellular component: plasma membrane. NCBI's taxonomy places the organism in Eukaryota, Fungi, Ascomycota, Eurotiomycetes, Chaetothyriales, Herpotrichiellaceae. The transcript has 6 exons.
CCCUCCCUGAUAACAAAUUUCACUCGGCCAAGCCACAACUCGGCCGUCCCAGAGCUCGAGCGCUGAUUUAUCAUACGCCAAUCACAUAACUUCGAUUUCCUUGACCCAAGCGGUGGGACCGAUAACCACCCGCUCACUAGGCGUUGUCGAGUGUCCCAAGGACAAGGUUCUAGAUGUGGACGACACAUUGAUAAAUAUUCUUAAACAUGGCAAGAAGCGAGCAUGAUGCCUUGCACAAGUCCAACUUCUCUCUCACAGACACAAGAUGCGGUUGUCAAUGCCCCAGAUCGAUACGAAGGCCAUCUUGGCUGAUGCCAAAGCGAAAGCCACCAGUGUGAAGGCUUGGGAGUUGCCAAAAGUCGAAUCGAGUGUGGCACCGCCCGAUGUGUGGUCCAAUAUCGAUCAAGACCCUGUGCCCCCGGAAAGACGAACAUGGAGCGGCUGGUCAUUCCUUGGAUACUGGUUCAGCGAUCUCGCCGACGUGAACGGCUGGCUUGCAGGAUCUUCAGUACUCGCCGUAGGUCUGACAUGGAGGGAAUGCAUACCCCUGGUGCUCGUCGGUGGUCUUUGUAACUCUAUCCCAAUGGCGUUCAACGGAACAAUGGGCGCCAGACUUCGAGUAUCGUUCCCAGUUGCUGUGCGUGCCAGCUUUGGCUAUUGGUUCAGCUAUUUCUGCGUGGUUUCGAGAUUGAUUUUGUGUCUCUUCUGGUUUGGUGUCAAUUGCACCAAUGGAGGUUUAUGCGUUACACAGAUGUUAACCGCUAUCUGGCCGUCGUAUGCGAACAUUCCAAACCACGUACCCGAAUCGGUGGGUAUGACGACGCAAGGUUUCUGCUCCUAUUUCCUGUUCUUCGUCCUCAUCUUCCCACUGCUGUUCAUACCAGUCCACAAACUCGGGCCUCUACUCUUCUUCAAGGCUGUGACGGUUGCUCCGAUGGCACUGACCAUGGUCAUCUACCUUACGGCCAAGGCAGGCAGUGCAGGGCCUCUCUUCGACGCCAAAUCCACAUUGCACGGUAGCGAAAAAGUCUGGACAUGUUUCUCGGUGUUAAUGAGUAUCAUCGGAGGAUACACCACUCUGACGGUCAACAUCUCCGACUUUUCUCGCUUCGCAAAGACCCCUUCGGCCGUAUACACCCAAAUACCGUCGAUCCCAAUCCUGAAGUUGCUGACCUACAUGUUUGGCAUCAUCGGCACAUCCGCAGCUCAAGUCGUAUACGGAACUCAGAUCUGGAACCCCCUGGAGAUUGUGGCUCAGUGGCAGGGGUCUCCUGGAGGUCGAGCGGCGGCAUUCUUCUGCAGCUUGAUCUGGCUAUUUUCCGUGCUGACAGUCAAUCUCACCGGAAACGCCAUUUGCGCCUCGCACGACUUUGUCACGCUGUUCCCCAAAUAUCUCAACAUCAGGAGAGGAUCGAUCCUGGCCGCGACCCUCGGAGCUUGGGCUUUUGCACCGUGGAAGAUUUUGGCGUCGGCCAUCACAUUCCUCAACUUCAUGGCCGCCUAUGUCAUCUUCCUGGCGCCGAUGGCGGGCAUUAUGAUCUGCGAUUACUGGUUCGUCAAGCGCUGCAAAAUUGACGUCCCCCAACUCUACGACCCCCGCGGCAUUUACAGGUACUGGAAGGGCGUCAAUUGGCGUGCUGCGGUCGUCAUGGUGGUCGCCGUGGCGCCCGUUCUUCCCGGCAUGAUUCACGCCAUCAACAACAACAUCCUCAUCGGGACAGGACUGACGCAUCUGUACAACAUCAACUGGAUCUACGGCACGUCCGUGAGCGUCUCCCUCUAUUGGGCCUUCAACGCCAUCAAGCCAGACCGCGCGACUCUGAUACCACGUGUCGUCGAAGCCGAAGAAUAUUUAACGGUCCACGGGGAGCUGGGUCCGACAGAGGUAUCAAGCAUUCAGAAAGAGGCCGAGGUUGGUGAUAAAGAAGUUUAGCUUAUGUACGAGCGUCAUAAGUUGGGACAUCAUCUAGUGCUAUACUUUCUACCUUUAC